UAUCCCGCCGCCGACUUGCGCUGCUUGCGCGUGUCAUUCUACUCGGCAUGGUGGACUGGCUCCGAUGCCGUUCCCUGACACGUCCACUCUGUAAUGGAAUCGUAUCCGCUGUGUGUGUUUUGGGUCGCUGGGGUCGUUCUAGUUGCCGGGGCGCCAUUCGCGGGGCCGUACAUUGGCUACGUCGACAGGUUCAUCGAUUUUUGCGCCGAGAAAGAUUAUAAUCACAUCGCAGAACUAGAAGCUCAAAUUACGCGUUUUAACCCCAACAAACCAUUUGCUCUCCAAGCCAUCACUGGAAACUUCACGUACACAGGAAACCGCGGAUUUGAUGAUACCUAUUGGUCACGCUUUCGCCUCGACUCGCGUUCUUCCGACGACCGAGGAUGGAUCAACAACGCUUUCGUCUUCAAUUUCCCUGCAAAAGGCUGCUCUGCAUUACGAGACAAUAUACCUGACUUUGCCCGAGUCAUGAUUGGCGAGGCGUUUGUCAACAGCCCAUCAUGUCUUGUUAAGCCGGGCGUGUACAUUGUAGAUAAUCAGCCGGUGAACUGGUCAUUCCCUAAUGUUCCCAUAAUGCCAUACGGGCACUGGCGCGCCCAUAUUGCCUACGGAAAGAUCAAGUCCCCGACCGCUGACUUUUGUGCGUCUUUUGAGGCUCACACGAUCCCACGACCGAAACAAGCACACAAGGGCUAAACCGUGUGCUGCCGUGCAACUCCUUGUGAUAGCAGGAAAAAGUCUGUUUCACUGGGUCACCUGGUAUGAAAAGGAAUGGUUUUUAUUAAAUCUUGUCUGAUGACAUGA
Molecule: messenger RNA, 804 nt
Organism: Frankliniella occidentalis (western flower thrips)
Lineage: Eukaryota; Metazoa; Arthropoda; Insecta; Thysanoptera; Thripidae
Exons: 4
Coding region: 94-696 (200 amino acids)
Source: RefSeq, a predicted model, not a curated record